Messenger RNA from Zychaea mexicana, 774 nucleotides. RefSeq names its product translationally controlled tumor protein. The transcript is spliced from 5 exons. Bases 44 to 547 code for a protein of 167 amino acids. Gene Ontology annotation, cellular component: cytoplasm. Gene Ontology annotation, molecular function: calcium ion binding. Lineage: Eukaryota; Fungi; Mucoromycota; Mucoromycetes; Mucorales; Lichtheimiaceae. The record is from RefSeq and is a predicted model, not a curated record.
UCUUCCCUUUGCAAAAUCCAUCCAUCCCUCUCUUUUUCCGAAAAUGCUUCUGUACCGUGAUAUCCUUGCUGGUGACGAAUUGUUCUCUGAUGCUUACCCCAUCAAGCUCGUUGACGACGUCGCUUAUGAAGUUGACUGCCAAAUGAUCACCGUCAAGGAAGGUGAGGUUGACAUUGGUGCUAACCCCUCUGCUGAGGGUGGUGAUGAGGGUGUCGAAGAGACUGCCCAGACCGUCAACAACGUCGUCCACUCGUUCCGCUUGACCGAGACCUCGUUCGACAAGAAGUCGUACAUGGCUUACAUCAAGGGCUACAUGAAGGCUGUGAAGGCCAAGCUCCAGGAACAAAACCCCUCCCGUGUCGCUGAAUUCGAGGCCAAGGCUCCUGCCUUUGUCAAGAAGAUCCUUGGUAACUUCAAGGACUACGAAUUCUACGUCGGUGAGUCCAUGGACCCCGAAGGCAUGGUUGCCUUGUUGAACUACCGUGAGGAUGGUGUCACCCCUUACUUCACCUUCUUGAGAGAUGGUCUUAAGGAAGAGAAGCUGUAAAUCAACCACUUGAUACUUUCUCUCUCUCCCAACUUAUUUUCUCUUGUACAUGGAUACGCAUCGAAAAGCAUUCACUUGUCCUUUGUCCGCGGUUGCUCCCACACACCGUAACAACAAUAAAUAAUGUGUCUAAAAUAUCUCACUACUUUUUUUUCUAAAUUAUGCUAACUGUAAACACAGUGGGAAAUUAAGGGGUGAGGAUGAGUGUAAAGCUAGCGGAAUGAUGG